ACGUGUGUUUGCGCAAGUGUGAAUUUAGCUAAUUAUAAACUACUGUAUAUUUAUUCAUCGCAACUAUAGUGCGCAUACUCACCCACAAUCGUGCAUAUAUCGAUUUAAAACACGCAUGCUGUCGAUUAUGUGAGUGUACAAAACCACCACGCACAUGUUUUUACCCACGCUUACAGAUUCAUAUGCAUUUAUAUAUAGAUACUAAGAAGUGAUAUAAGAGACAAGAGUUGAAAAAAUAGAAAGAUUGCUCUUGUAGAAGAGGUGCAUAUAAUAUGUGCGUGAGCAAACAAGUGAAUAACAAAAAGUAAGUAAAUAAGAAUAAGAAAAAAGAGAGAAUAAAUGUGCAUGUGUAAAUAAAAGACAGAGAUAGAUAAAUACAGGGAUAAAACGAAACAGGGUUCCCAAGUAAAGAAAUUAGUGAUAUCACAGUAUUACGUAGCCCUUUAGAUUGCAUUGACUUAAUAGUUUUUAGCAUCUUCUGUACUACAUUACUAAACAAUACCGGACCGAACCUCUUGUUUCAAGUUCCUUAUUACAGCUCGCUACAGAAAAUGUCGCGUAAGGUGAACGAAGAUAUUCUACCUGUACAUGGAAGCAACUUUAAGAAACCCCAAAUACGCCCGAUGAUAGCUGAAUACGAUCCAAAACAACAUGGGGUGAAAACAGAACUCUCAGAUAUGGUACUUGUCAAAUACAAAUGUGAAAAAAAUGAAGUUCCAAUCAUGCUUACAAAUGGUUCUACACUACCACUGGUUGAGCGUCCGAAUGACGAAGAAGCUGAUCUUUACAACCCUUUUGAACACCGUAAACUUGCUCACCCAACUAGUGAUAUCGAUACGCUCAUUCACUUAUUGAAAGGUAGCCUUGGCUCAGGUAUCUUAGCAAUGCCAGUAGCCUUCAAAAGUGCAGGAUUAUUUUUCGGAUUAUUUUCUACUUUCUUCAUUGGUGGCAUAUGUACCUAUUGUGUGCAUAUAUUAGUCAAGUGUGCUCAUAUACUUUGCAGGCGAACACAAACACCAAGCUUAGGCUUUGCAGAAGUCGCUGAGGCAGCUUUUCUCGUUGGUCCUGAAUCAAUUCAAAAAUAUGCUAGACUAGCCAAAGCAACAAUCAAUUCAUUUUUGGUAUUGGAUCUUAUAGGAUGCUGCUGUGUAUAUGUUGUUUUCGUUUCAGAAAACAUUAAACAAGUUGCGGAUUUUUAUAUGGAUCCAGAUUGGGAUGUAAGAAUUUACAUGGCGAUGCUGCUUCCUUUUUUGAUUGUUUUUUCGCUUGUUAGAAAUUUGAAAUAUUUAGCUCCAUUUUCUAUGAUAGCCAAUGGUUUAAUUGCUGCUGGAUUGGGAAUUACAUUCUAUUAUAUAUUUUCUGAUUUGCCGUCUGUUGAAGGUGUUAGAAAAAUUUCAUCUUUGAAAGAAAUGCCACUCUUCUUUGGUAUAGCUAUAUUUGCCUUGGAGGGUAUUGGUGUUGUUAUGCCUUUGGAAAAUAACAUGAAAACUCCGACCCAUUUUAUUGGGUGCCCCGGAGUUUUGAACAUUGGUAUGUUCUUUGUUAUAACUCUGUACAGCAUUGUCGGUUUCUUUGGCUAUUUAAAAUAUCAAGAUGGUACCAGAGGCUCAAUUACUUUAAAUCUAGAUGAGACAGAAGUUUUUGCACAAGCGGUUAAGUUGAUGAUAGCUGCUGCCAUUUUUCUUACAUACGGCCUACAAUUUUACGUACCAAUGGAGAUAAUUUGGAAGAAUAUUAAGCAUAUGUUUGGAGCACAUAAGCUUAUGGCUGAGUAUGCCUUACGUGUAACCUUAGUAUCAUUUACUGUUUGUAUGGCCAUUGCAAUUCCAAAUCUUGGACCGUUUAUCUCACUAGUUGGUGCUCUCUGUUUAUCUACCCUCGGUCUUAUGUUUCCAUCUGUAAUAGAGCUUGUGACAUUGUGGGAUCAAAAAAAUGGCCUUGGACGUUGGAAUUGGCGACUUUGGAAAAACUUCUUCACUAUUUUAUUUGGAGUGCUUGGCCUUCUUACAGGCACUUACACUAGCAUUUGUGAAAUUACUGCAGUAAAAAAUGGUACCAAUACUGGCUAUUAAAAUAUAUUGUUAACGGAUGUAAUUAUCUUAGUACACGUUUUUUACCUAAAAUAAAAAUAUAUAGGUAAUAAAAAGAAAAUAAGCUUAAAGUUUCUCCAUAAGCUUUUAAACCGAUCAAUUUACUGAAUUUAAUUAACUAUAAUAAGUAUAAAAG
Molecule: messenger RNA, 2226 nt
Organism: Ceratosolen solmsi marchali
Lineage: Eukaryota; Metazoa; Arthropoda; Insecta; Hymenoptera; Agaonidae
Product: proton-coupled amino acid transporter 4
Exons: 5
Coding region: 552-2072 (506 amino acids)
Biological process (GO): amino acid transmembrane transport
Cellular component (GO): vacuolar membrane
Molecular function (GO): L-amino acid transmembrane transporter activity
Source: RefSeq, a predicted model, not a curated record